This is a messenger RNA of Vollenhovia emeryi, 2564 nucleotides long. RefSeq lists its product as uncharacterized. The record is from RefSeq and is a predicted model, not a curated record. The coding region runs from base 369 to 2555 and encodes 728 amino acids. Lineage: Eukaryota; Metazoa; Arthropoda; Insecta; Hymenoptera; Formicidae. The transcript is spliced from 6 exons.
UUCCUCCAUGUUGUUGAUAAAUAUCCAUAUCAUAGAGUCAUAGACAGUAUGGAAAAAUAACAUCAAAUUGAAGUUCGAUAACAUAUUUUUCGGCAUUGCCGUGCGAAUCUGUGUAGAUAUGAUGCUCAAAAAGGAUAUCUAACCUCUUGAGACGAGGUGAUGUAGUGCGACAGAGACAGCAGGAAGGUGAUCGGAUAUGCUUAAUCGCGCAAAAAAACUCUUAUUUACAUUUUGUUAGGAGAGCAGAGUCUCGCGCCGGGGAUAAAGCCGUGGGCGCUGUGUAUUCGAAGUUGUCGAUAAGGAUAAGAGAAGGAAAGGAAGGACGAGCUCUUGCGACUUUCACAAGUCCACUUUAUCUCCGACGAGAGAUGUCCGACGGCAUGGAGCGAGAGAAAAAUGAGAGGUUAACCGCAAGAGAGAUCGAGGAAGAGGAGAUGAAGCGCGAGCUUACGGGUAUUGGGAUAUAUGAGCCAGGGAUUACCUAUAAACAAAUGAAAAGACUACUCGAAUUUGUCAACGAGUCUCAAGAUACAUCGAACGUUGCUUCCAAUAAGAAAAAUACGCAAGAGGGGACGCAACAUUCUGAUAACGAGUGCCUAUCAGAUGUUACAUCUGACGUGAACAUGCAGCAAGAAGUAACUCUGCAGGAGUGUACGGAGAUACCAAGACCAUCGUACUCGUUCAAACUGACUCGCACGUCCCCGACCAUGCACGAACGUAAGACCGGCCACUAUAUCAACAGUCCGGAAUCUCCGUCCCUUUUCGAAGCACGGAAUCCUGUGUACAGGCGCAAGAGCUCCGACAGCGACGAGCUGUUCGAGAAACAGUACGAUAGCGCCAACCCCACGCACGGUACAAAUCGAUACCUCUCGCUAAGGUCGGGAAAUGUUUCGCUGGAAUGCCAGAACGCGGCGGAGAGAAGAACGGCGCAGGACACGCAAGACGAGAUCGUCCAAAAGCUGGAGAGGUGGCGAUUAGAUCCGCUCGAUGUUCGCAGCAACGAAAACGACGUGCCUUUGCGACAACCAAGUCGACCUUUGACUCGGGAACGCAUACCGUUCGAGCAUUGCAAAGAGGCGCAUACGUCUGACCAGUGCGAUCAAGUAAUACGUUCCGUCGGCCAGCAUUUGAGGGAAAUGGCAGACUUGUGGUGUACUUGGCGCCCCAUUACCAAUUCAAUAUUUCAAUGGGGGUCACCCAUUCAGGUCGGCGCCACUAACGGUAGCGUGGAAAAAAAACCAUUAACAGACCCUAAGACCGAACAGAUCACAGCGGAAUACACGUACCGAGAUGGUCACGAGCGAGCUAGUAAACGUAAAGCAAACACUCUCAUCGCUAAUCUGAAUAAAGACAGUUCCACCGAGGACGAAGACGGCGGUUGGUACGACGUUCGUAUUAAAAAACAGAGAGCUCGAUCGAACGAUAAGUCGAGUAAUGUAGCGUGUGCUACGAAUCAGCACGUGCAUGUGUGUACAACCGAUCAGGAGGAAGCAACGUCGAAUAUGAUCGCGGCUUACUCUUUCGAUGAUAAUAUCGACGCGGAUAUUGACAAUGAGCGCGUUAAACUGAUAUCUAAAAAAAAAUCUGAUGAAAAGGAUGAAAGAGUAUCACCUGAAUUAACCAUGUAUCCUAGAAGGAUAAUACCUCCCACUCCUAAGGCGCGUUUGAGCUUGGCUAGACAAAGACGGGAAGGCACUGUAUCGAAACAGACUCCAAAGACGCGGCGCGCUAAUGAAAAGAAAGUCGUUGAACAGGCAAGGGAUCAGAAGAAGAGCAAUAAAUUGACAGAAGAGGAAAUUUUUCAGCAACUGAAAGAAGAUUGGAAGGAUGAUGAGAAGGAAGAAGUUGCGGUGGAGAAGGACGUAGAAAUUCGGCCGAUGCCAAUACCCAGAGAAAUGCGAUCUAGAUUACGAGAGAAACGACUGCCACUGUCGAAAAGGGCAAAGGAGACACAGGCAAUGACGAAGGAGGAUGGAAGCGAUGAGGAGUUGAACAAGAAAAAGAGACUGAAAGUCUGCGAGCAACGGAAAAAAGAGGAAUUGUAUGGAAUAAAAAAUAGAAACGGAAGUUGGGAACAUUUAUUGUCCGAUGAUGAAGACGAAUCAUCCGAGAUGAAUCAAGAGCACGAUGCACAAAACGGUAGUCAAUUCGACAAUGUACCGACUUCGAUAAAGAAUGUGAGCUGUCCUAUAUGCAAUAAGUGGUUUCCACAUAACGAGAUAGAGGAUCAUGCUGCUGAUUGCGAACAAUUCGAAACAAAUAACGAAGAGGAUAAUAAAGACAUAAAUCAAUUGGAAUGUAAUAUCUGUAAUAAUUACAAGACGAACAAUGGAGUUGAGUAUGAGGAACAUGUUCAUCAGUGUAUAAGUAAUAGGAAUGAUUCAAGGCGCUUACAUGGAUCUGAAGAUACCGUUACUACCUCUACCUCAUCCUUUCGCAAUUUUAUACCGAUCAGUGAACAGAAAGAUUCCGAGAUAGAUUACUUGGGUCAGUUUCCAUCUAAUCUCCAUGUAACAAAGAAAAAUGUACAUACUGGUAGAAAAAUGAAACGUUGAUUGGUCUCG